CUGGUUCAACCUUGCGGAUUAACACAGAUAAAUCACCAUCAUCUCGGUAUCCCUUGUCGUUUCUUGGUCAUCAAGCCGGACGACAAAUAUCUCUCCCAUCUCUCUGCAUCUUCCCAUCUCUUAUAUUUUCCACAUCUUUUCAUCGGACAUCAUCUCUGGACCAAAAGUUAGUGAUCAUUGCCGGUUAUCCCUCUGAACAGACUGUGGUCGACCCAUUUCGAUUGCAAUGCCUAUUAUCUCUGAAGUUACAGCACUCGUCGAUGAACUUGCUAGCUUGCGAACUCAGCUUGAGAUUCUUGAGACCAGAACGACGACAAUCCUUUCAUCUCAUGUUCAACUACCAAGUCACAAACUUGCGACAACCAAAGAGAAGCCGGUGGAGGGCAAGGAAACAAUCUCGCACGUGGCAGUUAAACUUCCGAAGAAAUCUAGCUCAAGAACGAAGGGGAAUUCCCAAACAAUCCGUAGCCGUUCGUUCAAAGUGAUGCGGCAUCUCAUCAACAUAAUUGAUGUCUCACAAGCUGCAAGCAUAGAUAUCGAGCCUGAGAAGAAGCGUACUGCAAGAAACAGUUUGAGUGAUCCAAUCGCCUCGGUUUCACCAGCGACCAAGUUGAAAACCUCAACAAAACCAAAGCCAACACCUACUUUGCCAUUAAAGCCGCCAGCAGUUCCGUCGAAUAGUCCAAACAAAUCUCACCUCUCAGCUACAUCGCUCCGGCCAACGACCAAUUUCCGAAAACCGGUGGAACUUAAGUUAAUGAAGGAGUCGGUGACACUUUCUAGUAACCUGAAGAAGACUCCCGAUACAAGCUCAUGCAAUCCAAUCGCCUCUGUUUCACCAUUGACAAAGUCGAAAGCCUCAGCAAAACCAAAGACGACGACAAGCUUUCUACUGAAAGAGUCAACAGUUCCGUUGACUAGUCGACAAGACUCACGUGUAUCGUCUAUAUCUCUUCAGCCAAGGACCGAUCUCCAACCACAAGUGGAGCCAAAGUCAAUGAAGGCGCCUCUUACACCACCUAGGAACCCAAAGAACGUUCCCAGUACAAGCUCCGCAACACCCCGUCGCUUGCAUCCUAAACGGCCUCGUCAAGUCCAGCUCUCAAACGACUUGCCUACUGAAGACAAAGGAGAAAACUGCAACAACUCCCAAGCUACAGCUGAGAUUUCUACUGUCACAAGGACACCAGGAAACAUCGUGCCCGAAGUUUUUGCAUAUGACAACCUCCAACUUCGCUGUGGAAGAUUCUCACUCCUCAAGCACGACCCUGCUAUGCUAGAUCUCCUGCCGAUAUCAGUCAAAGAGAAACGAUUCAUUAAAACUUCAACAGUGACAGAUAUAGAAAACUUACAACAGGCUUCAGAAAUUUUAGUUCAAAGACAAGUGCUUGGUAUUUGGGAAUGGAAAGCAGGUACCUCAAGAGCUACACUUCACGAAUACAAGACACCUGAACUUGGGACUACUAUAAGCAACAGAAGAUUUAAGUUUGUUGGAUUUGCAUGGAAAGGUGCUUUAGGACAACAGCCCCCAAGAAUAGAAGAACUUCAUGAAGACAUCUCACAAGGGGCCGACACUCUCCGAUGGUAUUGGUUCAAGGAUCUCUGGUUACUUUUUUACUUUGAUUAAUUUUUCUCAAAUGAUAGCUUCAUCAUUUUUUUUCUGUUUUUUUAGUAGUAGCAAAUGUCAGCUGGCAAGCAAAAUACAGUUACCCCUUAACUAGUCCACUGAGUAUUUUGCUACACCAACUGCACUUCAUACAUUUCAC
Puccinia graminis f. sp. tritici CRL 75-36-700-3 is the source of this 1766-nucleotide messenger RNA. RefSeq lists its product as uncharacterized. The record is from RefSeq and is a predicted model, not a curated record. NCBI's taxonomy places the organism in Eukaryota, Fungi, Basidiomycota, Pucciniomycetes, Pucciniales, Pucciniaceae. Bases 227 to 1627 code for a protein of 466 amino acids. The transcript has a single exon.